AUCUCACGUGCCUUUCUCCUUGUCAGAAGCCCGUUGGUUACCUGCCGGUUAGAAGGCGUACGGCGACAGUGUCUGUACUAGAAAAAUUAAAACAAGCUCUAUUUAUUUGUAAUAAAACAAUAGAAACAUGGGAACUCGGGAUGACGAAUACGAUUAUCUCUUUAAAGUGGUGCUGAUUGGUGACUCCGGAGUUGGGAAGAGUAACCUGCUCUCUCGAUUCACACGCAACGAGUUCAACUUGGAAAGCAAGAGCACCAUUGGAGUCGAGUUUGCCACUCGUAGCAUCCAAGUGGACGGCAAGACGAUAAAGGCUCAGAUCUGGGACACGGCAGGACAAGAACGCUAUAGGGCCAUCACUUCUGCGUACUAUCGGGGUGCUGUGGGUGCAUUAUUAGUGUAUGACAUCGCCAAACACCUCACGUACGAGAAUGUGGAGCGCUGGCUGAAGGAACUGCGGGACCAUGCUGACAACAACAUUGUCAUAAUGUUAGUGGGAAACAAGAGUGACCUGCGACAUUUAAGGGCCGUGCCCACCGACGAAGCUCGUGCCUUUGCAGAAAAGAACAAUUUGUCAUUUAUUGAAACAUCAGCCCUGGACUCCACUAAUGUAGAAGAGGCAUUUAAAAAUAUAUUGACAGAAAUAUAUCGUAUUGUAUCACAGAAACAGAUAGCUGAUCGGUCAGCGCACGACGAAUCUCCUGGCAACAAUGUGGUAGACAUCAGUGUGCCGCCCACCACGGACGGGCAGAGAGCCAACAAACUGCAGUGCUGUCAGAAUCUGUGACCUCCAAAUCCUUUCCUUCCCUCCUCCAGGAUCCUUCCUACCCAGUGCUCUCCGCUUUUGAUCUUGUGUGUUGUGCGUGCUGCUGUCCGGUAUACCCUGUGAUUUCUAUGCUCUUCCUUCCUUCCUUUUUUUUCCAAAGCUACAAGUCUAACUCUGACAUUCCCUUUAUAAUUUAUCCUACUCCUUCUAUCCAAUCCAGCCUUUUUUUUUUUUUGCCCUCUCAUUAUUGAUUUUAUUUUAUAAUUUUUUUUUUUUUGACAAUUUCCUCUCUCAAUGAGACAAGUUCUUCAGGGCUGGAAAAAUUCUGCACUGAUCAUGUGAUCCACACCUGGAAAAGGAUGCUGGUGAGAGAUCAGUUGUUGGAACGGCCAGGUAACCUGGCUAGCUACCCCAGCCCAAGCAACAUUCUGAAGGGCUGCUAGUCAGAUCAGGACAGCCCUUGGGUCUGCACACUGUGUGAAAUGUGGUCGUAUGUGCUAAUAAAUAAAACAAAAGGAAGAUGGCUAAUUGAUCCUGACUAUGUUAGCAUGCUGCUUGAUGAUUGCAAAAGCAGCAGUGUGAAACUGAGCAGGUCCACAGUGAAGGAAUCAGCAAUCAUUACCAAAAAAGAAAAAUCUUUUGCAUUAGCUUGAGGCUCACACUUUUUUUAUUUUUUAUUUUUUUUGUUUUUAAGGUCCAGCAUCUCUUUGUAAUCUAUUAUGGAAUGACCUUUCCCCUCUGCUACUUAAAUAUAUUCGGAAUAGAAUGCUACCAAAUCGUGCAUAUGCUAGGCAGUUUAAAACUUGAAGAUAUAUUAAAAAAGUGGCUUAGACUGAUUGAAGAAUUGCAAGCUGAGCACCCCCCCCCCCCCCCCAAACCCAUACCAGACAUCACAUAAGGCGUCACAUAGCACUCGCCAUUAUUUGUAUUCUGUAGAUGUCCUUUUCCCUACCUGUGCUUGACUGGAUAUCAGACAAAGUCUUCCAGAACUUGUAUGGUGUUGCACUGAAUGGUAAACUAGAUUUUUUUUCCUCCUCUUUUUUUAAUGUAAGGAGGGAGGCCUGGGGGGGGGGGGGGGGGGUUCAAGUGGGUGUUAAACACUAAACUGUGUGUGAUGUACCCAUGCAGUGAUAAGGCAAAAUUUUCACACCCUGCAAUGCUUGUCCAGUCGAGGUCUGAAGACUGCACCGCCUAAGUAAUGCAUUCUGGUUAAUAUAUAUAUCCAUACAUACACACAUACACAUAAGCAUAUAUACAUAUAUAUAUAUAUAUAUAUAUAUAUAUAUAUAUAUAUAUAUAUAUAUAUAUAUAUAUGAUGUAUAAAAAUAUAAAUCGUAUGACAGGAUCAUCUAACCUUGGUCACCUUUGCACGUGACUCCUCAUUUUUCUUUUUUUUUUUUCUUGUAAAAUAAUACGGUAUAUCCUUAGCCAUUAUUUUAGAUAUUAGCGCGCAACGCCUGUCACGGUAACGUGUAUAACGCAGCUUGCGUAGGGCUCUUGGUAGUGUUCUUGACAGAAAUGCAUACACUUUCCUUUUUUUUAUGAUUAUUAUUUUUUUUUUUUUUUUUUUUUCCUGUGAGGGUCUGUCUGCUUUGGUGCCUGAAGAGAACAAAUCGGGCUCCUCCUCCUCCUUCUUGUCUGUCCUGUCUUGUUUUUGGCUGUACAGCCCAAGGACAUGCAACCUAGUGGCCUUAGAUGACCACUUGUGUCCUGGAAUCGUAGACCUUCCAGGUAGGCACUUGGUCCACUCAAAAUCCAAAUGAAGUCUGUGAGAUCUGACAGUCAGGACGUCCUGUUAAUGAAGUUGUUUCUUGAUAUCCCAAGGUUAGCACCUGGUCUAAUGCAUUUCUGGGAAGCUUUAUUAGAAAAAAGAAGAAAACAAACGUACUUGGAUCAGCUGAAUCUCAUUGUCAUUUUUUUAGGAAACUAACUUCUCCCUUUCCUUCUUCCUGCUUGUCUCCACUUUGAGAAUUGCCUUUGAAACAGUACAGGUUGUACUUACCAUUCAUGCGGUCGAUUUAAGAACACUUUGAAUUUAUUGAAUUUUGACAGUUAGCUCCCAGGAGCAAAGCUUUACUUAUUUUUGUAAGCAUUUUUUUUUUUUUUUACUGUUUUGAUUGUUUAAGUGCAUCACCAUUUUUUUUUUUUUUUUUUACUUUCCUCACCUCCUCCCUGCCAUCUUUCUCACUUUUGUUCUGCAGGUGUACCUGUAUUUCUGUUAAGUGCAAUCCACUAUGUAAAUAUAUAUACGCCUCACUCAGUUUGUGCAUGGUAACAUAUGGUGGAUGAAUACAUUGCCAAACCUAAGAAUUGGUUUGUGUUGUGGUGUGGUUUUUUGUUUUGUUUUUUUAAAUCUGGGGACAGUUUUUUCUGUUGCAUUCUGAUAAGUUUUUAUUUCAUUAGCACUUUCUUUUCCAAUAAAAUAAUCACUUGUUCAAUA
This is a messenger RNA of Erpetoichthys calabaricus (reedfish), 3203 nucleotides long. RefSeq names its product ras-related protein Rab-11B. The transcript has 5 exons. NCBI's taxonomy places the organism in Eukaryota, Metazoa, Chordata, Cladistia, Polypteriformes, Polypteridae. The record is from RefSeq and is a predicted model, not a curated record. Bases 128 to 784 code for a protein of 218 amino acids. Gene Ontology annotation, molecular function: GTP binding; GTPase activity. Gene Ontology annotation, cellular component: recycling endosome. Gene Ontology annotation, biological process: constitutive secretory pathway; regulated exocytosis.